AGAAAAUGAGAGAGAGAGAGAGAGAGAGAGAGAGAGAACAAGAACAAGAAGAGAGAGCGAGGGUUCUCAUCAUCUCUCACUCUUUCAUUUCCUGACAAAGGCACUGUAUUUAGAACUCAAGACCAUCACAAUCAAAAUAUUCCACUCAUAAGCAUCAGACGGAAACAACAAAAAUAGUAGCCAUGAGCAUCAACACCACUCAUAACUGCACAGAGCCCCAGGGUAAUCGGCUCUUUGUUGGGGUCUACUCCAUGGUCUUCAUGGUUGGCCUCAUCCUCAACCUCACAGCACUAGUGGUGUUCUUCCGCUACACCAAGUCUCGGUCUCACACCACCGUCUACAUGACCAACCUGGCCAUCGCAGACCUCCUCCUGGUCCUCACUCUGCCCCUGAGGAUCUACUACCAUCUGGGGAUGUCUGGGUUACCUCAGUUACCUCAGGCCCUGUGUGAAGGGGUGGGCCUGGUUCUGCUGGUCAACAUGUAUGGCAGCAUCUUUCUCCUCACCUGCAUGUGUUUCGACCGUUGUGUAGCCGUGUGUUUCCCCAUGUCUUGCCGGAUUCGGGAGGGCCGAAAGAAAGCCCCACUGGUCUGCCUCGGUGUCUGGGUCCUUACCAUCGGAGCCAGCCUCCCAUUCUACAUCUCCAAACGCAGAGAGGCAUCCAAGGAGAUGCAGGACCUCUGUUUCGGGGACCUUCCAGUCUACGCCACACAGGCCACGGCAGUCGCCUCGACACUAACCGUCGGCUUCGGUAUCCCCUUGGUGGUGAUGUUGGUCUGUUCCUGGGCGUUGAUCCGCACCAUCACAAGGAGCGCUGUAGCCCAGACAGACCUCAUCAACUCUGGGAAGAUCCAGAGGAUGAUCACCACCAACCUGGUGAUAUUUCUGGCCUGCUUCCUGCCCUACCAUGGGACUCUGGCGAUCCUCUAUGUCCAUAGGAAAGCGGUACCAUGUCCCCUACUGUCGGCAUACCGCUAUAGCCUAAUGGUGGCCUGUCUGAACGCCAUUUUGGACCCACUGGCCUACUAUUUCACCACGGAGACGUUCAGGAAGAAGGUGGAUAUGGACGCCAUGAGGAGGAUGUUCCCACUCAACAGCCAGAACUCUGAGGGGAACAAUUCCAGAGCCCCCUUCAACACUUAAUGUUCUAAAGAUACAGUCUGGGAUUCGAAAAAACAACAAAUCCGUCACCUCGCCGGCCGCCAAUUGUUUUGGUAAAAACGUAUUAAAGCCCGUUCCAUGUACUGCCAAGAUAUAGAAUGGUGAUGAUAUUGAAUUUAUGAUGUGUACUUCUACGCCAAGCUAACACCCAAGGUGUUAAGAUAUUGGAUCAUCCAUGUGCAAUCAGUUGGUUCUCAUACUGAAGUUUCGGACUAUGCAGUGGCAUGUAUUCAUGGAUGCCAAAGGAAGGCAGGCUUCCCCAAAACAUU
Molecule: messenger RNA, 1429 nt
Organism: Salvelinus namaycush (lake trout)
Lineage: Eukaryota; Metazoa; Chordata; Actinopteri; Salmoniformes; Salmonidae
Product: lysophosphatidic acid receptor 6
Exons: 5
Coding region: 183-1142 (319 amino acids)
Biological process (GO): G protein-coupled receptor signaling pathway; behavioral response to pain
Cellular component (GO): membrane
Molecular function (GO): G protein-coupled receptor activity
Source: RefSeq, a predicted model, not a curated record